AUGCCACGCAACGUGCAGCGUGCCACGAGCUGCCUGCGGUGCAGGGGGAUCAUAUCCCAGUGCAAUCCCGUAUCUCAUGGGAUGUUGAAACAGCUUGGCAAACUUGCUGAGUUGAAACAAAAGGGUCUGAUUCUUGACCGUCACUUCGAGACAAUCAAAGCACACGUGAAGGUGGGCAACUCCGUUGCUAAGGAGCGAUGGGACGCCAUCGAGAGCGCGUGGGGGCUGAAGCAGAACGGUGUCUUCGACGAAGAAGAGUGGGUCACGCAGAUUGACGGCGAAACGCAGGGUAUUACCAGCAGCACCCGCAUGUCCUCUUCAUCCCAACAAGAUGCCGGCAGCGCGCGAGGUGCUGCACCGCCGUCUCAGCACCCACCUGCUGCUGCAGGUACCGCAAGGAGAAAGGCCGUGGAUCGCGGGAAACAAGUUAGGGAGAGAGCUGCCAAAGGCACUUUAGGCGGCAACAUCUGCAUCGCGUUCGCGAUUGGCAGCCGAGGACCGAUGGACAUAUGGCUCGAGCAGUCGGACAACCUCGAGAGGUGGGAAACCGCGUCGCUGAUAGCUUCUGAUCGGCGCGUCCUGAUCACUCAGUGGAUGGGAGCGGCCAUGGCAAGACUCAACAGCCAGAUGGCGUACAGAUACCGUCUUUUCGAAAAGUGCGGGAUGGCCAUGACCGUGGACGGCUCGGGCGAUGAUCGACUCACCUUGGAGGGUUUGGACAAGCCGUAUACCUUCGCUAACGAUGAAGACAGUAGCGACGACGAACAAGGUUCGGAGAACGGCAACGAUGAGCCUGAGGGGCGGGCGGAGGAGGGCGAUGGAGGACGUGAGACGCUCAUGGAGGGCGUAGACUCAAGCGAUGAAGACAACGGCGACAUCUCUCAACCCCAGACCGACGAGCUAGCUCUUGUGGACGACGACGACAGCAUGGACCCACAAGACCCGGAGGAUGAGAUACAGGGAAUGGAGAUCCCGGCAGGCUUUCGUAUUCAAGAAGCUAAUCCCGUUGCUCUUGACAGAUUGCUUUUGCGGCGUGGAGUGCUCGUUAGGCUGGGCAUGGGGUGGUUUGGAGGGCUGAUCACUCAACAAUCUCAGAAGGACACUCGCCACGUGUACGACUACUGUGUGCAGCUGGAGCUAGACCAGAGUACGCGCAAGAUAAAGUUGCCCUUGGACAAGUACAGUCGAGAUUCGGAUGCGGCUGUAGGCUCCUGGGUUUUGCUUGAGAGCAUAAGUAGAUCAGGAAGGGUACGCAGGACCAACGUCACCCUUGUGGACCAAGAAGGUCGACAGUUGCUGCUCCAUGCCUUGGUUUUUACUUGUAUCGACAGCAGUACUAGUGUUGCUCAUGGUUGACAGCCGACAAUAUAGCAAAUGGU
Ectocarpus sp. CCAP 1310/34 is the source of this 1379-nucleotide messenger RNA. Lineage: Eukaryota; Phaeophyceae; Ectocarpales; Ectocarpaceae. The record is from the annotation of a GenBank genome assembly.